AAAGCAAGUGGGUGGGCAUUGAGAGAUCAGUUCAAACAGCAAGUGCAAACUAUGGAGCGUUGGCUAAAUCGCGUUGCUGUGGUCACGGGCGCCAGUUCGGGAAUCGGAGCUGCCUGCUGCAAGGAUUUGGUGGCCAAGGGCUUGGUGGUCGUGGGUCUGGCACGGCGCGAGGAGCGGCUGAGGGAGCUGAGGGAUUCGUUGCCGGCGGAACAGGCCAGUCGUUUCCAUGGACGCAAGUGCGAUGUGAGCCAGGAGCAGGAGGUGAUCGACGCCUUCGCCUGGAUCGAUGCCACUCUGGGCGGCGCGGAUGUGCUGGUGAACAAUGCUGGCAUUGUACGGCUCGGAGUGGGCAUCACCAGCGAGGGCAAUGCCGCCGAUCUGCGUGCCGUUCUGGAUACCAAUGUGCUGGGAGUCUCGUGGUGCACCCGCGAGGCUUUCAAGUCCCUGCAGAAGCGCAACGUGAACGAUGGACACAUCCUGAUUGUCAACAGUGUGGCCGGACACCGGGUGAUCAAUAGCCCCGGCCUCACCAUGGGCAUGUAUUCGCCAUCGAAGUAUGCCGUCACCGCCUUGACGGAGGUGCUGCGUCACGAGUUCAGGAACACCAAGACCCAGACCAAGAUCACGAGCAUCAGUCCCGGCGCCGUGGACACCGAGAUCAUCGACAAGGAGGCCCUCGCCGGCUUGGCCGACAUGCCAUUUCUCCGCGCCGAGGAUGUGGCCGAUGCCAUCAGCUACUGCAUCCAAACCCCGCCGAAUGUCCAGAUCCACGAGCUGAUGAUCAAGCCCGUGGGCGAAAACCUCUAGGCGUACAAUCCUCCACUGGAUGCACUUGCUCCUGUGUUUACGACAGCUGGAACUGGAUCCACUAGGCACAAAUUUGAUCGAGUGUGAUAUCUCAUGAGAUUUUAACCCACUGAGCUCGUUCAAGUGCCACCAAAAAUUGUGUUUAAGUAUUUCAAUUAAGACGUUACGAAAUUAUAAAAUAUAUAUAUAAACUCUUUA
Drosophila erecta is the source of this 1005-nucleotide messenger RNA. RefSeq names its product farnesol dehydrogenase. The transcript is spliced from 2 exons. The record is from RefSeq and is a predicted model, not a curated record. Bases 52 to 807 code for a protein of 251 amino acids. NCBI's taxonomy places the organism in Eukaryota, Metazoa, Arthropoda, Insecta, Diptera, Drosophilidae.